AUGAUAUUCAUGACUCCGUAUCCCUCGCCAGUACGAGAACGACCCAUGAACAUAAGCAGCGUCGAUGCAAUUGCAAUAACGUCCCCGAAUCCUUGCCUAAGUCAGUGUGGGCAGCUGGAUCUUUCGGCGCGACAACGACCGGCGCCCAAAACCUUCCACUGUGAAAUUGCGAGCCAAAGGAUUCUUGAGCUCUCAUCAGAAGCCCUCGAGUGUGUGAGUCUCUCAGGGAACGAGGUCGGGAGGGCUGCGAUCGAGGUCCUUCGUCGCAUUCCACUGGCUGAUGCUCGGCGAGUUUGUGUUCCGCCGUUGCUGUCUCUGGGGAAACGUGUUGCACAUAGAAAAAUCCACACCGGUGUUGUCUUUAAUGGAACACCUGUAUUUGAGCUACACUAUUCCCGUUUCUACCUUGUUUACUCACCGCAGGAUCCAGGAAUGCAGAAAAUUGACAAUGAUGAACGACCUCUGGGAGUCUUCCAGUGCGACUUCUGCAGGAAAAGUUUCGGCUCAAAUGGAGAUCUUGCGAGACAUUUGGUGGCGCACAGUCAGGAGAAGGCUUACCCGUGUGAAAUGUGUGGAAAAUGUUUCGGCAGGAAAGAUACUUUAAUGAGGCAUUCUAGUCUUCACACGGAGUCGAAACCUUUCGCUUGUGACAUUUGCGGUCGAGCGUUUCGGCAGAAGGGUAAUUUACUGAGUCACCGUCUAGUGCACACGCAGGAAAAACCUUACGGAUGCGCGGUGUGUGGAAAACGCUUCGGCCAAAAGAGCAACUUGGUUAGCCAUUCACUUCUUCACACGGACGAGAAGCCCUUUGAAUGCACCGUCUGCGGAAAGCGUUUCGUGCAGAAGAGCAACCUCAAGAGCCAUGCCACGACACACACUAAUGAGAAGCCCUUUGAGUGCGUUAUUUGCGGCAAGAGUUUCGGACAAAGGAGCGGUCUGCUGAGCCACUCUUCGGUGCACAGCAAGGAGAAGCCCUUUGAAUGUAGCGUUUGUGAUAAGUCUUUUCGACGCAGGGACAUGCUUGCUCAGCACGCCUUUGUGCACACGGGGGAGAAGCCCUUCGUGUGUGAGAUCUGCGAGGCGCAAUUCUCGCGUAAGAGCAAUCUAACGAGGCACCGCUUCGCCCACAAGACGGAAUAG
Molecule: messenger RNA, 1140 nt
Organism: Penaeus monodon (black tiger shrimp)
Lineage: Eukaryota; Metazoa; Arthropoda; Malacostraca; Decapoda; Penaeidae
Product: gastrula zinc finger protein XlCGF8.2DB-like
Exons: 3
Coding region: 1-1140 (379 amino acids)
Biological process (GO): regulation of DNA-templated transcription
Molecular function (GO): RNA polymerase II cis-regulatory region sequence-specific DNA binding; DNA-binding transcription factor activity, RNA polymerase II-specific
Source: RefSeq, a predicted model, not a curated record